This is a messenger RNA of Microthlaspi erraticum, 594 nucleotides long. The record is from the annotation of a GenBank genome assembly. Lineage: Eukaryota; Viridiplantae; Streptophyta; Magnoliopsida; Brassicales; Brassicaceae.
AUGUGUGCCGUCGACUACAUUAAACCGUCUCCUCCUCCGUUAUCCCACCGAAUCCGAACAAUGGAUCGUGAAGCUGUCACUGACUUCCUGAAGAAAGCACAUGCGAUGGUGGAUGAUCCUUCGACGGAUUCAGCAAUCUCGUGGAGCGAAGAGGGCAAGAGCUUCAUCGUUUGGCAUCCUGCAGAAUGCUACAGAAACCACCUUCCUCGACUCUUAGGAAUCACCGACUUCCUCGGAUUUCACACCUAUGGGUUUAGAAGAAACAAGUCCACAAGUGGGAUAAUGGAAUACGCGUGCGAUGAUUUCGUGAGAGGCCAGCCUGAGCUUGUGGAGAAGAUUGCGGAGCGCUACGUGGAGAAGGAGAAGGCGAAUCACGAGGUGAAAGUGAAGGCAGUGCAAGAACGAUUGAAGAAUUGCAAGAACAAAGAGGAAAGGGAUUUAGUGAGGAAGGAGAGGAGGGAGAGUAUUGAGAAGCGGAGAAAGCACAUAAUCGAUGAAGCUUUUGCUGCAGAGAUUGAUAAUUUGAUGGCACGUAUUUCAAGCGAAAAGGAGAGAAGAAAGGAGAUGGAUUCUUUGUCAGUACAGGUGCUUUGA